This is a messenger RNA of Ixodes scapularis (black-legged tick), 972 nucleotides long. Its product is annotated as selenoprotein F. The transcript is spliced from 4 exons. The record is from RefSeq and is a predicted model, not a curated record. Gene Ontology annotation, cellular component: endoplasmic reticulum lumen. Lineage: Eukaryota; Metazoa; Arthropoda; Arachnida; Ixodida; Ixodidae. Gene Ontology annotation, molecular function: oxidoreductase activity. The coding region runs from base 238 to 690 and encodes 150 amino acids.
ACCAUGACGACCAUCGACGUGACCGGCCGUAAUCCGCGGUUUUUACUCCGUACGCUAGAGCCAACGCCGGUGGUGGCCGCGUUUGCGGAGUGGGGAAGCGAAAGCGGGAAGCGGGUAGAGCCCAAAGUUGGUAGAGUCGGUAGAGUGUAGCGGCUCUGGAGUGUAGAGUCGAGUUUAACAUCCAUUCACUAUGCAUUCACGGUUCAUCCAUUCAUCCAUCUAUUUUAAAAAUUAAACAUGGCCGCGUACUACCUUUAUUUGCAGCUUCUGAUCGCUCCUUUAUUUGCCCUGGGGGACCUCUCGGCAGACGAGUGCCUGGCCCUGGGCUUCCGGAAGCCCGACCUGGCGUGUGCCUCCUGCCGGGGCCUGGCGGCCUUUGACCUGGACCUGCUCCGGGACGGCUGCCACCGCUGCUGCGCCCACACCCAGGACCGGGACGCCCCCAAGCGGUAUCCCCGGGCCGUGCUGGAGGUGUGCGCCUGCAAGUUCGGACACAUGCCGCAGAUCGAAGCCUUUGUGCGGGGCCCCAAGCACAAGCGGUUCCCCAAGCUGAGCAUCAAGUACCUGCGGGGGGCCGACCCCAUCAUCAAGCUCAUGGACGACCGGGGGGAGGUGCAGGAGGAGCUGAGCAUCAAGAAGUGGGACACGGACACCAUCGAGGAGUUCCUGCUGGAGCACCUGGAGCAGUGACCCCCGCCCUCCGGCCGUCCAACUGCCCUCGUUUUCUAGAGACCUUUUAGUGGCUGCACCUCCACGACGGAAUUUUACGACCCAGUCUUUGUGGGUACGUCCCUCCGUAAAAAUACUAUAAAGUUUACAAUCGCGCCGACGUUUCUUUAUUUGUAAUUAACGACUCGUCGCAUUUCAUGAUGGUCGCCGUUUUUACGAAUGGUUUUGUAACGUUACCGUCUACAAAAAGUUUUCUACACCACAAUCUGCCUAACAAUUGGAACUCAAUAAAAUCUUUACACU